Messenger RNA from Salvia miltiorrhiza (redroot sage), 1152 nucleotides. RefSeq lists its product as uncharacterized. The transcript is spliced from 3 exons. NCBI's taxonomy places the organism in Eukaryota, Viridiplantae, Streptophyta, Magnoliopsida, Lamiales, Lamiaceae. The record is from RefSeq and is a predicted model, not a curated record. The coding region runs from base 476 to 1012 and encodes 178 amino acids.
GCCAAUCAUUGAGUUCCUUUCCACACAAUAAAGCUCACAAACAACUCUUUUUCUUUCAAUCUCUCUCUACACACAUACACCACAUCUUUCUCUCUCUCUCUCUUCUCUACGGUCGACACCCAAAAAAGCCCGAGCAAGAAUAUUUGCGAGAGCUGAUCCAUCUUUAAACCCCAUUGAUUGAUUGAGAGAUUCUGUCUUCAACUAGCCCUAACAGAAAGAGGGAAGGUUUCUCUCACAUUCUCUCUCUGUUCGAUUGAAUUUGGGCUUUUUCUGAAAUGUCUUUCAUGUAUACAUUCUUCAUCCCCGAGGAAGAAGAAGUAGAGUGGGAGAAAGAAAGAUAGAAACAAAAACAAAAAAAAAGAUCGAUUUUUUCUCAGUAUUUCUCGCCCAAUUUCUGUUCAAGAUCAUACAUUCAAGAACAAGAUUGUAAAAUUUCGUCUGCACCUUCAAUCUUUAUCCAAUAUAUUCAGCUGGGAUGUCGACGAGUAUAAUUAAUGAUUCAAUGGUGAUGGCAACCGGGUCGGAUGGGCCCGCAGUUAACGGGCCCAUGAUCGGGCUUUCGGGCCCAAUCGAGGUGGAUUUCGCGAAAUGCGAUUGCUGCGGGCUCACGGAGGAAUGCACGCUUUCAUAUAUCGAGACUAUUCGCGAAAGAUAUGGCGGGAAAUGGAUAUGCGGGCUUUGUGCGGAGGCCGUGAAGGACGAAAUCAUGCGGUGUCAGAAGCUGAUAAGCCCGGAUGAGGCGGUGGCCCGGCAUUUCAGCUUCUGCAGCAAGUUUCGGGCCUCCGGGCCCCCAGAGGACCCGACGGUGCACCUGAUUCGGGCCAUGAGGCGGGUCAUGAGGAAGGGGUUGGAGAGCCCGAAGUCGAUGAGGUCAAUGCCGUGUAGCCCGAGUAAUAAGAGGCGGGAGCUCGACCUAGAAGGCGCUGUGUUUGCUCGAUCGGAGAGUUGUAUGUCGAGUUUGACCCUGCCCGAUGCCUCUGUGUAUUGUGGGUUGGAUGAAAGUUGUGAAUGAGGCCAAAGGGUAAUAUGGUAAAACUUCAUAGUUGGGGGAAAGGCCAAAAAAGAUGAGGGCAAAAUUGUAGUGCUUGCUUAGUGUUUGAACAUAAUAAAUCAUAUUAUGGAAUGAAAUAAUAGUAAAUUAAUGUUAGUUAA